Messenger RNA from Arabidopsis lyrata subsp. lyrata, 719 nucleotides. RefSeq lists its product as uncharacterized. Lineage: Eukaryota; Viridiplantae; Streptophyta; Magnoliopsida; Brassicales; Brassicaceae. The transcript has a single exon. The record is from RefSeq and is a predicted model, not a curated record. The coding region runs from base 227 to 640 and encodes 137 amino acids.
AAACAACAUUUAUUACUCAUGAUUUAGGAUCUGUUUUUCUCGUUUAUAAACAAAGAAUUACGACGUGAAACACGUGCAUUUUAACAUACAUACAUAUGGAAAAAUGUCAAAUUUCGUGAAUUAGUGAGAGAAAAAAAACACAAAAUAAAAUACUGAGGUGUAUAUAAGUUGAUACAUCAAUCACAAAUAUUAUUCUACUCAAAUUUAUUAUUUGAAAAGAAGAAAAAUGCGAGGGAAAAAAACAAUAAUCACAAGUGAAGAUGUGAAGCUACUUGUGAAAAUCAUUGGUACAAUCGGAGUCACCAAUGGUCGCCCAUAUCAAUACAAGGUUGAAGCUUGGACAAAUGAAAACGAUAGAUAUGAAACAAAGGUUGUACCAACCGAAGGAGAUCCUGAGUUCAAUGAAGAUCUACAAAUCUUUCAAGAUAAGAAUUUUCCAGCAGAAUCUUUAUAUGUAGAUGUUUUCAAAACGAAUUCAGCUGGCACCUAUUUCGUUGGGAGGGGAGUCACAUUGUUGCCAACAGUUAAAGGGGUUGAUUUUUACCGUGAAGUUGAGCUCUCUGGUCCUGAAGAAACUGGAAUUCUUCAAUUGUCACUUAAUCUCAUGGAAUUCGAGAUACUUGGUUAUCUUUUUUCAUAAUUUAUGUUGUUGUGUUCUUAAUUUGAUAUUGUUAUGAAUAAUGAAUAAUGCAUACUGAUAAUAAGGUAUCAUAAAUUAA